UCGUCACUUUUUUUCCUGCGAAGCAGCUGAGGGCAUCACAAAAGCAAAUUCGAGCGAGAGUGAAAAACGAAAAACAUUGUAAAGUUUAGUGCGUGAAAAUUCCCAAUUUCCCCUUGAUUAGGCUCCUGGAAGUGCUCCAGCAGCAGGGCUCGCGAUGCCAGACACGGUGGACGGUGGGGACAUUCCCAAAUCCAAACGACCUUCAGACUCUGCCUUCAAACAGCAACGACUUCCGGCAUGGCAGCCCGUCCUAACUGCUGGAACCGUCCUCCCAGCCUUCUUCGUCAUUGGCAUUGCAUUUAUUCCGGUUGGAGUGGCGCUGCUCUACUUCUCUAACGCCAUCACAGAGUUCGUGUACGAUUACACCAACUGUGUCCAGUAUGGGUCCCUAAAUCGCACCUGUUCGGAGGUGAUCAGUGCCAAGGAGGCUGACGACUGCGAAUGCGUGGUAAACUUCACGCUGGAGAAGGAUUUCAUCGGCAAGGUUUACAUGUACUACGGGCUGACCAACUACUACCAGAACCACCGGCGGUACGUAAAAUCACGGGAUGACGAUCAGCUGUUGGGUCGGCUUUCGAUGACCCCAUCGAGCGAUUGUGCCCCGUUUGCCUAUGUGGAUGACGAUCCGAACCGGCCGGUGGCGCCGUGCGGUGCGAUUGCCAAUUCACUGUUCAGCGAUACGUUCGAGCUGUCGUCGGAGAAGUACGGCCCGGUGCCGCUGCUGAGGACCGAGAUUGCCUGGCCGUCGGAUCGGAAGAUCAAGUUCCGCAAUCCGGAGGGAGAUCUGCAGGAGGCGCUGAAAGGGUUUUCGCGACCGAGAGACUGGCGGACAGACCUGUGGAACUUGGAUCCACACAAUGCCGAAAAUAACGGAUUUCAGAACGAGGACCUCAUCGUUUGGAUGCGUACGGCCGCUCUGCCCAGCUUCCGCAAGCUGCAUCGCCGCAUCGACCACAACAAAAAGUACUUCGAGAACGGGCUCGGCAAGGGCAACUACACGCUAAAAAUCAACUACUCCUACUCCGUCAGCGAGUUCGACGGAACCAAGAAGAUCAUUCUGUCGACGACUUCGCUGCUGGGCGGGAAGAAUCCCUUCCUGGGAUUUGCCUACAUCAUCGUGGGCAGCGUGUGCCUUCUGUUGGGAAUUGUCCUGCUGGUGAUUCAUAUCAAGUGUAGCAAAAAUACCUCCGGUAUCAACAGCGUUAGCCAGCGUACGCCGUACACCUAGGAGUUACUGUCGUUGAACAGCUAAAUUGAGCAUUUCCGCUGUUUGUAUCGUUUUCUACUACUUUAGAGUAUCCGUUUCCUACAUUCUUGGUAAGAGAGUUUUCGUUUGUUCCUAGGUUAAGUUGGGCUAGAAAAUGAUGAGCGGCAAUAAUGUGAUGAAGGUAUUUUUCCGUGUAGAAGAUUUUAUUUUUAACUUAUAUACCUAAAGGUGCUUAUUUAUCGAAAGUUUAUUAUGGCAACGACAUUCGAUUGGAUGCAGUAUUCUUGUUCGUUCUUUGUUAAAAAUAUAUGCUUUUAAAAUUUGAAUGAGAAUGGUAAAGGCCGAAAUAGCUGUUCACCGAGAACCGGCUCCAGCCGGAAUAGUAUAGAAGAUAUAUGGCGCUAAAAAAUAAUCAUCAAUGUUGCAGAUUUUGGAAUAGAUUAUCGAAAAAGCAGUGACGUUGGCUCACACCUGGUAGAUGUGAAUCUUUGUGGGAUAGCAGAGAGUAGAGGAAACACCUGCACAGUCGACUUAGCACGUACACUUAUACGAAAAUACAUUGCACAGCGAGAAAAAACGGACCCGAAAUCGAAAUUUUCGAAAUCCGUUGCUUUGGAAGGACUUUGAAUAUUGCGUAACUCAUUGGAUCAAUACGUUCCCCGCCAUCUUAGCAAACUUCAGUAGAUUCACUUGGUAUAAUCCGGAACCACACGGUGAAGGCUUGCUCCGUCAAUGCUCCUCUCCUCAAUGAGAUAGCUUCACAAUGACAACGUCAUCAUGGUGCUGGCUGUCACUGAUGCUUGCUAGGGGACGGACUCGCAAGGGGAAUAACAGUAAACUAUAUUCACACCCCACAGUAUUGUGUAGAAAAACUGACAAAAAAUAAAUCUGUAGUGGUAUUGUGUUCUCCAAACUACGAGAAGUGUUAGGGCAGUUUGAACUGGCCAAAAUGUAGAUCAACUGGAGUGCAGAUUCGAGGUUAGAGUAGAAAAAGCAUGAAAACUUCUAUUACCGGCCACGUCCAUCUUUUCCGUUACAAGGUUAAGUUUCGUAUGAAUACAGGUCACAAAAGGGCAAAAGUGGGACACUUGUAGUGAGCUGAGCAAGGCAAGGCCAUCGCCAUUCGAUUCCCUGUCAUAUUUGACAGGUGUUUAGGGUUGUUCCAAAUUAUUGGCUUUUGAAAGUUGCGAUUUUGAGUCUACUUUUUCCUCAGUGCAUUAGUUUACAGAAUACAUAUAUCGUUGUUGAAACUUUUUAAGCACACCCAUUGGGUGACACCGUUCCGGUUGAAAUCAGAUUAGGGAAACUACACUGAAAUAAAUUUUGUUGUGGAAACUACCGAUUCCAUAGUAAAAUUACUAACCGUACCUAUGAUUCUCAACCGACAACAAAAUCUGUUAAGGUAACUGAAAUAUGCUUGAAAUUACAAUGUAUUGUAGUAAAUUCAACUAAAAGCAUAGUCGUCUUAACAACAAAACAUUGUUAAUUUUUCCAGGACUCGUAUUUUACAACACAGUAUGGUUAAAAAUACAAUGCUCAUUUGUUAAAUUAAGAUUAUUUUUGGUUAUGUUAACUGCACUGCUAGUUAAGUUGACAGUGUUUUAGUGGAAUUAACUGGAAAUUGUUGUCGGUUGAGAAUCAUAGGUACGGUUAGUAAUUUUACUAUGGAAUCGGUAGUUUCCACAACAAAAUUUAUUUCAGUGUAUUUUUCAUCAACCGGUAGUGUCACCCAGAUAAUUUUAGCCCUUGAUAGUAAUAUAUGAUGAUCCCAAGAACAGUCUUUAACAUAAUCUCUACUGAAAACAUAUUUCCUAAAUCCACACACAUACACAUACAGACUAGACACACUUAUCAACGUGGCCUUGGGCAGAUCGUACUGAACGUUGCGCGCGCAGAGCUGAAAGUCCUGUUGUAUAGACAGAAUCAUGCCAAAUAUGCGAGAAAAGAAGCUAAAAACCGUCGGAGGAGAACAGGAAUAAGCAUUUCACAUUCACGACCCUGUGCGAAUAAAUUUGUCAAAAAUCACUAUUAAGUAGAUA
Aedes albopictus (Asian tiger mosquito) is the source of this 3246-nucleotide messenger RNA. RefSeq names its product cell cycle control protein 50A (gene CDC50). The record is from RefSeq and is a predicted model, not a curated record. The transcript has 6 exons. NCBI's taxonomy places the organism in Eukaryota, Metazoa, Arthropoda, Insecta, Diptera, Culicidae. Gene Ontology annotation, cellular component: plasma membrane; Golgi apparatus; endoplasmic reticulum. The coding region runs from base 155 to 1228 and encodes 357 amino acids.